Messenger RNA from Suricata suricatta (meerkat), 1377 nucleotides. It is a transcript of the gene SFXN4, whose product is annotated as sideroflexin 4. The transcript is spliced from 15 exons. Gene Ontology annotation, biological process: monoatomic ion transport; mitochondrial transmembrane transport. Lineage: Eukaryota; Metazoa; Chordata; Mammalia; Carnivora; Herpestidae. Bases 116 to 1051 code for a protein of 311 amino acids. Gene Ontology annotation, cellular component: mitochondrial inner membrane. Gene Ontology annotation, molecular function: monoatomic ion transmembrane transporter activity. The record is from RefSeq and is a predicted model, not a curated record.
UGGCUCCUCCUCCGCGCAUGGCCGGGUGGCGGCGGCCUCUCCCUCCACAGUAUAGGUUCCCGGAAGAGGCGCUGGAGGAGGAGGAAACGUGGGGGCCGGACGGCUCUCUGGGAGCAUGGAGCCCAACGUGCGCUUCUGGAUCACCGAACGCCAAUCUUUUAUUCGGAGAUUUGUUCAGUGGACAGAAUUACUGGAUCCUACAAAUUUGGUCGUUUCCAUUGAAAAAAUAGAAAAUUCAAGGCAACUAUUGUUAAGAAAUGAAGCUGCGUCCUUACGUGACUUGGAGGACCGAAGGGUACAGGAUGCUUGGAAGAGAAGUCUUUCAACAGUGCACCCUGACAGUAGCAGACUGAUCCCCGUUCCUUUUCGACCCGCAGCUCUCCUGCCUUUCACGGCACCCAUGGUGACCCUGUCCCGUCUGGCUCCUGACAGCAUUCCUCGGUCACUUCUCCCACACGUGUCCUUCUAUACCUACACGACGGUAUUCAACCUUAUCAAUGGAAAUGCAAGUUAUAAUCGUCGCCUGCAUGAGAGUCUAUUACUAGAGACAGGAGUAAUUGCUUCUUCAUCCUUUUUUGGAUUACUCCCUCAUUUGCUCCAGUUGCGGCUGAAAAGCGCGUUAUGGCAAAAAGCCCUUCCCAUCAUCAUUCUGACCCACAUCAGUGCCAUGAAUGUUGUUGCAGUCCGAAGUCUUGAGCCCAUUCGAGGGAUUGAAGUCAUGGACAAGGACGGCAAUGUCAUGGGCUAUUCCAGAAAAGCCGGCACGAAGGCCGUUAGAGAUACAGCGACGUCCAGAAUUGUGCUGUUUGGGACCUCCGCCUUUAUCCCUGAAGUCUUCUCCCACUUUUUCACAAGGACCCAGUUUUUCCGGCAGUACCCAUGGUCGUUAUGGACCUUCAAGCUGUCUUGUACUAUCUUAGUGAUGGGACUGAUGGUGCCAUUUUCUUUCAGUAUGUACCCCCAGAUUGGGCGGAUACAGUGCAGUCAUCUUGAAACGGAAAUUCAGUCCGCAACAGAAGAAACAGAGCUGUUCUAUAACAGGGGGGUCUAGGGUUGAGUUUCCGGUGAGUUUCUUCCGUUCCUGCUUAGACACCUUCCUCUCUGCUUGAGCUGUCAGUUCGAGAACUCUGCCAGAGAUCUGGAGCUCGAGGUGUCUGUGCCCCCGGAUGGCUUACAAUUACCCAGGCCAACACCCCCUCCAGGCUGGUGCCUGGGGUUUCAGGCCUGGAUGGAAGAAGAGAAACAAGUCUGUUCUGUCUGUCCACUCCCAUAGGGUUGUUGAGGGGAUGGGUGAUACAAGAUUCGAUUUUCUAGGUGUGUGUUCAUCGACCUCUGGAGGGAUACUGUGAAAUCACUAAUAAACUUAUUGAAAGUUGA